AUGGCCGCCUCCCAGCUGGGGCUCACCCUCUCCCACCUCCUCGACCGUCCCGCUUGGGACCUCCCUGAACGCGACGGCCCCCAUUCCGAAGACCCGUUCCAUGUCGCGGACAAGCUCACGGACCUGGACUCCUCCCUUGCUCUUCUGCAGAGAUAUCGCAACAGUCUGCGCCCAAUCCACCGUAUCGCGUCAGACAUCCUCCUCCUCAUCUUCUUGGAAAUACAGGAUGAUGAUGACAGCCCCCUCCACUCUACCUUUGGGUGUAACAACUGGGUGCGCCUUGCUCAUGUCUGCCAUCGCUGGCGGUCCAUCGCGUUUGCCUGUCCCUUGUUGUGGACGCGCAUCAGCACGCGCUAUCCCGAGGCGGUACUGGCAUGCUUGUCAAAUUCAGCAGAUGCGCCUUUAUCGCUCUUCGUCUCAGUCGGCGUGAGCACCGAGACCAUGGCCUACGUAAUUGGCGCAACAAUGCCGCAUGCGGGACGAAUACGCCAUCUCUACUUGCCAUCGACAUUCGAAAAUACAGACCUGCGCCAGACGCUGGCGCCCAUUCUGCAAUCUCCCAUGCCCACUCUCGAAACUCUGCAUGUAUAUAAAGUCGCUAUGGACAGCGAUUGCUUCCCGCUACCUAGGUUGUUUGCUGGUCAAGCGACUCAAUUAACGACACUCAAGCUGUGCUACACCUUCCCUGAAUCCGACAGCGUCUCUUUCGCGAACGUUAGGCGAUUGCUUAUUAGGGGCAAGAAGAGGAAGCCUAUAACUAUCGAGCUCCCGCGUCUGUUCGAGAUCCUGGAGGCAUGUCCUAACCUCGAGGAGCUGAGAACCGUCAAGGCGAGUUUCACGGAAUCUGAGGACGACGAACGACCACUUCGCCGCCUACGGCUUGAGCAUCUGCGCGUCCUUGACCUUACUCGUUGCUCCCCACACGUCGUCGCAGACAUCUUCCGCCAUCUCAUCAUUCCUGAAUGCGCCAUCCGCUUCUACACAUGGCUUGAGAGAGCAGCAGAUUUCACCUUCCGCUUUGGAAUACCUGAACUGCUCGACGAGUCGUCUCAUCUCCGUGAAAUCACGAAGCUACACGUGGAAUAUACAAGUGCUAGUGACCUCAUUACCAUCCAAGGGAUGACUCGUACCGCCCCUUUCCAUAUUGUCGCCUCGAUUCCGAGCGGAAGUGACAUGGGUGAGAUGUCAACGAUUGCAGGGCACCUCUUAUUGUCCAUCGUCCGAACGCUAGACCUCUCCUGUCUCGAGGAAUUCAUAAUCGCGGAAUCGUACUACCAUCGCGUCCAUCUUGGGUUUACGAGGAGGGGAUGGGCGGAAGUGUUUGAGCGAAUGCCGCAGCUGAAGACGCUGCAUAUCCGAAUAGACAGCAUGAAUGAUGCAGGGUUCUCCAGGUCGAUCCUUUCGGCCUUGUCCACGGUCAAGGAGAUCACUGGAAACCUUCACUGCCCCUUGCUGGAAACAAUUACUAUGGUCAAUGACAAGACGUGGUCCUCGCUCCAGUGCUACCUCUUGGCAGUGGAACGAGCCAAGCGAGGCCACCCGUUAAAAAAGGUGUCUAUGCGCCUUCCGUACUAUGAAAAUUUCGAGGAUAUCGUGGACACAGACCUGCCCGCAAUGCGACAGGUCAUUGAAUCAGUGGAUCUGGACCCACCAUCUAUAGACAGACCAGCUUUCCCAGACUUGACAUGGUAA
Molecule: messenger RNA, 1692 nt
Organism: Fibroporia radiculosa
Lineage: Eukaryota; Fungi; Basidiomycota; Agaricomycetes; Polyporales; Fibroporiaceae
Exons: 3
Coding region: 1-1692 (563 amino acids)
Molecular function (GO): protein binding
Source: RefSeq, a predicted model, not a curated record